UAGCCCUAAACCUACAUUACGAGAUGCGCACUCAUGCGAGGUCUCCGCGAGAGCUCUGCGUGCCUUCGCUCUGCAGCGAUACACUCGUAGCUGGAGCCGGAGAUAACCGAAUGGGGCGGAUCAAAAUCUGCGCGUCCUGACCCUCGCUCUAUACAGCGAGACCCGCCGCUGAACCGAGAUGGACCGAGGCACGGAGAACGACCGCAUUGUAAACGCCUUCGACAACAUCGUCAAAAAAGAGCUCAACAGAGUGGAAAAGGAGCUCAACCGGUUCAAGAAGAGGCUGGGCGAAACACGCUUGCAGGGGAGCAAUGGAAAUAACGAGAAAGCUGAACUCUGGAACAUAGCCGGCUUGCUAAUCUUUGGAAAUAAAUCGGACGCUAACAACACGAUCCAAGAAACCUCUGAGAUGUCCUCCGAGAAGAGCGUGCCAGGUGAGGGGGCUCGAGAGGCUGAACUCCAGGCUGCACCUGUCACGGGUCCAUCGGAUACAUCACCUGUCACCUCCAGUGCACCUGCAGACAAUACCCCUGAGAUUGCUGAAGACACUGCACCUGCCACCUCCACUGCUCAAGAUCACAAUAUCCCUGAGAUUACAGGAGACACUGCACCUGCCACCUGCACUGCUCAAGAUCACAAUAUCCCUGAGAUUACAGGAGACACUGCACCUGUCACCUCCACUGCUCAAGAUCACAAUAUCCCUGAGAUUACAGGAGACACUGCACCUGCCACCUCCACUGCUCAAGAUUACAAUAUCCCUGAGAUUACAGGAGACACUGCACCUGUCACCUCCACUGCUCAAGAUUACAAUAUCCCUGAGAUUACAGGAGACACUGCACCUGCCACCUGCACUGCUCAAGAUCACAAUAUCCCUGAGAUUACAGGAGACACUGCACCUGUCACCUGCACUGCUCAAGAUCACAAUAUCCCUGAGAUUACAGGAGACACUGCACCUGUCACCUGCACUGCUCAAGAUCACAAUAUCCCUGAGAUUACAGGAGACACUGCACCUGCCACCACUGCUCAAGAUCACAAUAUCCCUGAGAUUGCUGAAGACACUGCACCUGUCACCUCCACUGCUCAAGAUCACAAUAUCCCUGAGAUUACAGGAGACACUGCACCUGUCACCACUGCUCAAGAUCACAAUAUCCCUGAGACUGCUGAAGACACUGCAUCUGUCAUGGGUCCAUCACAUACAUCACCUGUCGAAUCCACUCCUCCAGACUCUACAGUUCCUGAGGAUCCAGCAAACAGCCCAUCCACUACCCCAGCAUCUGUGUCUCCUCCUGGAGAGAUAAAGAUAGACUCAGUGGAAAUCGAUUCUGUCUCUCUGAGCUGGGGCAGUCCUGACAAUAUGUAUGGGAUCCCACACAGCUUUCACAUUACCUACUCUAGCUCUGAUAAGAGUCACCAAGACAUGACCACUGCACCCUCCAAUUCCACUGUCAUCUCUAAGCUGAGACCUGGGAGAGAGUACAGCUUCACAGUCACCACAGUGCUGAAGAAUGGGACCCAGAGCACGCCUGUUUCAACAUCUGUCUGCACUAAACCGUCUCCUCCUGGAGAGAUAAAGAUAGACUCAGUGGAAAUCGACUCUGUCUCCCUGAGCUGGAGCAGUCCUGACAAUAUGGAUGGGAUCCCACACACCUUUUACAUUACCUACUCUAGCUCUGAUAAGAGUCACCAAGACAUGACCACUGCACCCUCCAAUUCCACUGUCAUCUCUAAGCUGAGACCUGGGAGAGAGUACAGCUUCACAGUCACCACAGUGCUGAAGAAUGGGAUCCAGAGCAGGCCUGUUUCAACAGCUGUCUGCACAAAACCGUCUCCUCCUGGGAAGAUAAAGAUAGACUCAGUGGAAAUCGACUCUGUUUCUCUGAGCUGGGGCAGGCCUGCUGGUAUGAAAGAGAUCCCUCACAGUUUUAAAAUCACCUAUUCAAGCUCUGCCAAGGACAACACUCUUUCCAUCACUGCACCCUCCAAUUCCACUGUCAUCUCUAAGAUGAGACCUGGGAGAGAGUACAGCUUCACAGUCACCACAGUGCUGGAGAAUGGGACCCAGAGCACGCCUGUUUCAACAUCUGUCUGUACAAAAUCGCAAUUCGUGGACGAGCACCGCUGCGCUUUGAUCCAGAGGGUGGUGUCUGUGGAGACCAUUGCUGAUGCCCUACUGGAAAAGCGAAUGCUCCAAGAAACGCAGUACGAUGAGAUAUUAGCGGAGAAGGUUUCCUCAGCCCAGAUGAGAUUGCUCUACAAGUUCGCCAGGGCAUGGGGAAACAGCGAGAAAGACGUGUUCUUGGAAAUCCUGAAAGAACAGCAGCCACACCUGAUCAAGGAUCUGCAGGGAGAUUAAAACCCUUUCUCCAUUUUCCAUGGAAACCGAUAGCGUCAAUAUCAUUUCAGAUACAUGAUUCCUGUGGACAUUUUAAUAGAGAUUGGUUUUAAUUAAACACAGAACUGAUCAUUUGUUUAUCACAAAUUUAACUUUUUGUUUUCUGGAAAACAUUAAGCAAUACAUCAAAAAAUGAUUUCAUAAUAUGUUCUUGUUUUUUUUAACAUCAUCAUUAAAAAUCGAAUUCAGUCUCCUAUCCAGUUUCAUCACAGUCUUCUAGUCCUUGUAGAAUCUCUCAGGUGGGUAACAUUUUACAGCAACAUAACAAACAAAAGUUUUUUUUUUUUCAGUAUUUUAAAAACAUGUUGCGCUUCCAUGUUAAUUAGGUAGAAUGUCUAUUAUUGAAUUACGAUAAUAUUUUUUCUUCAUAUAAUAAAGCUGCUUCUUUCUAGAGCUCUUCAUGCUGAGCAAAAAGCCAGUCUGUACCAGUGAGAUAAUAAAUGUGUUUCAAAAUUUACAAUCUGAAAUUGGUCACUUCCAAUUCCUGGGCUCCGUGCUGCUGUGUGGAGAUCUCAAUGCCAGGACUGGCAGAGAGGUCGACUGCAUCAGCACAGAAGGGAACAGCCAUGUGAUUGGACAACAGAUCUCUUUGCACCACACACCCAAGAGUGGGAAACAGGUCCUGCAGCUCUGUAAAGGCCUGGGUCUGUACAUCAUUAACGGCAGGAUCAGAGGGGAUUCUCAGGGCAGAUAUGCAUUCAGCUCUGCUCUGGGUAAUAGCGUAAUGGACUAUGCUAUUACAGACAUGGACCCAGAAUCUAUUAAUGUAUUUAUAGUCCGGCAACAAACCCCCCUUAUCAGACCACUGCCAAAUAUACGCCUCUUUCUGGUUCGUGUUUUAAUCUCGCUGCUGUAAGAACAUAAGAAAGUUUACAAACGAGAGGAGGCCCCAUUCAGCCCAUCUUGCUCGUUUGGUUGUUAGUAGCUUAUUGAUCCCAGAAUCUCAUCAAGCAGCUUCUUGAAGGAUCCCAGGGUGUCAGCUUCAGCAACAUUACUGGGGAGUUGGUUCCAGACCCUCACAAUUCUCUGUGUAAAAAAAAGUGCCUCCUAUUUUCUGUUCUGAAUGCCCCUUUAUCUAAUCUCCAUUUGUGACCCCUGGUCCUUGUUUCUUUUUUCAGGUCCCCUGGGUCGACAUUGUCUAUACCUUUUAGGAUUUUGAAUGCUUGAAUCAGAGAAUCAAAGAGCCUUUAUCAUUCUAAUCUACAAUUAAUCUGAUAAUAUAAAAACCUCCUUAAAUCUAGUUUCUGACGCUGGCCUAGAGACACUGUUAUGAAGUCUCAAUUCGCAGCUACAGGACCGCAAAUCUACAGGCAAGACAAGAUUGGUCCUUGUUUCUUUUUUCAGGUCGAAAAAAUUCUCCUGGGUCGACAUUGUCAAUACCUUUUAGGAUUUUGAAUGCUUGAAUCAGAUCACCGCAUCGUCUAUAAACAGCAAAUAAAGUAUUGUGUGUUAUUUGUGUGUGUGUGUAUAUUAUCUAUCUAUCUA
Acipenser ruthenus (sterlet) is the source of this 3877-nucleotide messenger RNA. Its product is annotated as mucin-2-like. Gene Ontology annotation, molecular function: protein binding. The transcript has 6 exons. NCBI's taxonomy places the organism in Eukaryota, Metazoa, Chordata, Actinopteri, Acipenseriformes, Acipenseridae. The coding region runs from base 179 to 2353 and encodes 724 amino acids. The record is from RefSeq and is a predicted model, not a curated record. Gene Ontology annotation, biological process: regulation of apoptotic process; inflammatory response; innate immune response.